AUGGCAGAAAUUCCAGCUGCAAUGACCAGCCCCCGCUCAGUCGGCCUUCCAGAGGCCCCAAACCCAGAUCCUUUGCCAGAAGCGCAAUGGCAUACCUUGCUGGCAGUCAUGGACACCGUCGUGUGCUCCUGUCGGAGAAACGAACCCCGUGACGUGGAUGAGGCAGGUCUUAGCGAUGCUGAAUACGAAAAGACCACGAUGCAUCUCAGGCAAAAUACUAGCCUUGAUCUUUCCGACACGUCCACAUUCGAUGCCUUCCUCGCCGAGAAACCCUCCGAAAUACCACUCUUUCAAGAUAUCCUGAAGCGGAUGUUGACCGGUUUUCCCCAUGAUAAACUAGCUACGCUUCACAGCGUACUCUCCCUGAUUGAUAACUGGACUACGACCCUCCCUCUUACCGGUCGUCUCACGUCAUUCUCCAAAUUGUCCAUCAAGGACCGGACACGUGUGCUGCACUCUUGGAGAACCAGCUCCUUGGCUAGUUUCCGCGUGCUGUUUAAGCAACUUUCGCAAAUCGCCAAGCAUGUUUAUCUUCGUGCGAGUCCUCUUUUCGACGAAGUCACUGGAUACCCAUCAGCCCCGUCUGGAUGGCACCCAAUCGAAUCCUACCCUUUCGAAUUUAUGGACUUCAACACAUCGCAAACUCCGAUUCAACUGGAAACAGAUGUCAUCGUCGUGGGCUCAGGUUGUGGUGCUGGUGUCGUCGCGAGGGCCAUCGCCACGGCAGGUCAUGGCGUCAUCGUCGUGGACAAAAGCUACCAUUUCCAAACGUCAUCGCUGCCUCUUGACCACAGCGAAGGCUUCUUCCAUCUUUUCGAACAAAGUGGUAUGCUAGCCUCAGAAGAUGGGUCCAUCACCGUCACAGCGGGAUCAUGCUUUGGCGGUGGUGGAACAGUCAACUGGAGCGCGUGCCUGCAGACCCAAAACACGGUGCGUGAUGAGUGGGCGGACGAGCGAAGUCUCACCUUUUUCAAAUCAUCCGAGUUCCAGACUCACCUUGAUUCUGUCUGCGAGCGCAUGGGCGUCAGCGACGAGUUCAUUCGUCACAACCAUGGCAACUCGGCUCUGCUCGAAGGCGGACGGAAGCUGGGCUUCAGCGCAAAGCCUGUGCCACAGAACACGGGUAACUGCGAGCAUCACGAUGGGCACUGCGCGAUGGGUUGCUGGAGGGGAGAGAAGCAAGGCCCGGUGAACGGAUGGUUCCCAGACGCAGCCCAGUGCGGGGCCAAAUUUAUCCAAGGAUUCAAGGUUGACAGGGUGCUUUUCGCGAAGAAGGGUAAACAUGUUGCUCGUGGCGUUAUAGGAACCUGGACACCGAAGAACUCCAAGGAUACGACACCUAGAGUGGUGACCAUCAAGGCCAAGAGAGUUGUUAUUUCUGCAGGAAGUCUAUGCAGCCCCAUCAUCUUGAAGAACAGCGGACUGAAGGCAAGCAAUGGAACAAGCAUAUCGGUCGCAAUUUGCAUCUGCAUCCAACGACAUUCGUGGGGGGCGUUUUCGAACAAGAGACGCGCCCAUGGGAAGGCAAGCGGAAUUCUCACGUCUGUAGUAACGAGCCUCGACAAUCUGGAUGGUAAAGGCCACGGUGUUAAGCUAGAGCGUGUCUCAAUGAUACCUUCCAUGGCUCUUCCCUGGUUGAAUUGGACCUCUGGACUUGACUAUAAACUAUUGUUAUCCAAAUAUCGCCACAUGGAGAUAUUCAUUGCCAUUACACGAGAUCGUGACGCUGGCCAAGUUCUCAUUGACCCGACACGAGGCACGCCUCGUGUGGCUUAUACACCCUCCAAAUUCGAUACCCGCUCAAAUCUGACGGGCAUGAUCGCCUUGGCAAAGAUCCUCUACGUCCAAGGUGCCCGAGAAAUUCAUCCCGCCCUCCCAGGCCUUCGGCCGUUUAUCCGCGCACAGGAAGGACCUGAAAAUCCUGUUGAUGACUCUGCGGGCAUCACGGAUGAGAGAUUCCAAUCUUGGCUCAAGGAGAUGGCGGCACACGGAAACAAGACGCCGGAAACGCCAUUUUGCUCGGCUCACCAGAUGAGCUCCUGCCGCAUGAGCGCUAAGGAAAGCGAGGGUGUCGUUGAUGAGUUUGGCAAAGUUUGGGGCUUUGAAGGGUUGUAUGUCGCUGAUGCGAGCGUUCUUCCUAGCGCCAGUGGAGUAAACCCCAUGGUCACCAUCAUGGCAAUCUGUGAACGGAUUGGUUCGGCCAUUGCCAAAGACUUGGCAUUGGAGAGGCAGGAGACGGCUAGAAUUUGA
Molecule: messenger RNA, 2250 nt
Organism: Fusarium falciforme
Lineage: Eukaryota; Fungi; Ascomycota; Sordariomycetes; Hypocreales; Nectriaceae
Product: Long-chain-alcohol oxidase
Exons: 5
Coding region: 1-2250 (749 amino acids)
Molecular function (GO): long-chain-alcohol oxidase activity; flavin adenine dinucleotide binding
Source: RefSeq, a predicted model, not a curated record